Molecule: messenger RNA, 1284 nt
Organism: Cotesia congregata
Lineage: Eukaryota; Metazoa; Arthropoda; Insecta; Hymenoptera; Braconidae
Source: the annotation of a GenBank genome assembly
AUGUUGGUGAUGAUAUGUAAUAAGAUACAGCAUGCUACGGAAGAGGAUAAUAAUCAAUUGAGCUUUUUUAUUCUAGUCGGAUUAACAUCACUUUGUAUUCUUGUACUAAUAUUUAAUCAACGUUAUUACAAUAUCAUUGAAAAUCAUAUCCAGCCCAUUAUAUCGGAUGUGGAGAUAAGGUCUCGGAAUAACGUCAAGCAACAUCAAGACCCAUUUACGAUUUUUUCGGAAAGAAUAAAUCUUUCAUUCUUGGAGAUUCAAGAUGUUGUUGAUCAACAGCGAAGUAACAUCGAACGCGAUAUGGAGAAUUAUGAGUAUCCUAACGGAAAAUACGGCCUCAAUAUAAGCCAUUUAGAUGAUUUAGUAAUGGAAAAAGGUGGAAGACCUAUUAGAAGUGUUAUUCUUGCUAAUUGGCGAAGUGGGAGUACAUUUGUAGGUGAUGUUGUCAAUUCACACCCCGCUAAUUUUUAUCAUUACGAACCAUUGCUUGAUUUUGGAAUUGUACAAGUUCGAGGACCACCCUUAGCUCAAUCCGCAAUUGUUAAUAUUUAUGCGUUAUUUAAUUGUGAAUACAAUAAACUACAAAAUUAUUUAGACUUUGGAAAAACUCACCCUUGGGUUUUCAAUCACAAUACACAUUUAUGGACACAGUGUGUAAUUCAUAGAAAAAUAUGCUGGGAUCCAUUGUUUGUUACAAAAUUCUGUCGAAUAUUUCCAUUUCAAUCGAUGAAACUUGUGCGAUUGAGAUUGAGAAUUGCUCAAAUGUUACUGGAGGACAGAAGCCUUGGAGUUCGCAUGGUUUUAUUAAUAAGAGACCCGCGAGGACUGAUGCAAUCACGUAAGCAUCGGAAUUGGUGUCCAGAUAGUCCUGAUUGUUCAGAUCCAGCACGUGUUUGUGCUGACAUGGUGUCUGACUAUGAAGUUGCUGUACGACUUAGAGAAAAAUAUCCUCGUAAUUUUAAAGUCUUACGGUAUGAAGAUUUAUCUGUUGAUCCGUUUUCAAACGCCAAGGAGCUGUUUGAAUUUUACGGUCUAAACUUUCAUUCUAACGUCAAAAAUUUUUUGGAGACCCACACGAAAAAUGAUUUCGGUGGUGUUUCGAGUACUUUUCGUAACUCAAAAGCCGCACCAUUUCACUGGCGCAAUGACCUUGACUUUGAGGAAGUUGAAGAAAUUCAAAGUGUAUGCUCAACUGCUAUGAGGUUGUGGGGCUAUGUACUAGCUCUCAACGAGACUCACCAAAGAGAAUUUAAUCCCAUCGCUAAGGAUUAUCAGCCUUUAUAA